AUGGCGGAGAACGAUGUGACUAAAGUAAAAAAGAUUGAACGAACAAAUUUAGAUAAUAGUAACAGUGCCAUUCGAUUUGAAGGAAUUUUGGCAACAAACAGUUUUCGAACUUUAGAGCGAUAUGGAUAUACAACAAAAGUUUCUGAAUUUGAUGACUUAACUGAAGCGUUGAAAAAAUUCCAAGAGGAAAUGGGUCUAAAAAUUUCCGGUGAAUUAGAUGACGAUACCAUUGAUGUUAUGAAAAGACCUCGUUGCGGAGGGAAAUUAAUACUGAACCGGUCGGAUCGAGUUAAAAGAUUUGCACAUUCCUCUCGUUGGGAAAAAAUGACUUCUGACAAUGUUCUCAGGCUGAAAUGGUUUAUCAGCCAAUACACUAAGGAUAUGUCAGUAUCAGAAAUAAGGUCCAUAGUUAAAAAAUCAUUCGGGUUAUGGUCUACUCAAACGAUAAUUCACUCAAUGCCAUCGGUAACGCUGGUGUUUGAGGAGGCCAAAGACGAGCACGACGCCGAUAUCACCAUCCUUUGGGCAGAGGGUGAGCACGGUGACGAAUAUAAAUUUGACGACGCUGGUGAUGAAAUUAACAUUUUAGCACAUACUUUCUAUCCCAACUAUCAUCGAGGAACUCUCAACGGCGACAUACAUCUUGAUGAUGCUGAAACAUGGACAAGUGAUGGACGUUAUGGUGGUACAACGUUCGCCAACGUUUUUAUUCAUGAAAUUGGUCAUGCUUUAGGUUUAGGACAUAGCAAACAGGAAGAGGCAAUUAUGUUUCCGGUCUACAAAAAACAUCCGAGAGAGCAUGAACAUUUUGAUUUGGAUGACAAAUGUGCGAUAAAUUGGAACUAUAUUGGUCCCUCAAAUACAUGUUUGUUCGUAUGGAUAAUGUCUGAGAUUGUUAAACACCAAGUGGAUCAUAACAGCAAAAAUGGAAUGGUGGCUAAUAAUGAGACACCUAUUCCACGUUGUAAAGAAGAUAAUGAAGUUCAAGAAAAAAUAGAGCAUAAACUGUGGCGAGAGCUUAACGUUGAUCCACAAAAAGCUCAUGAAUACAGUAAAUUGUCAUGCAGAUUUUUGAACGGUUUGCACCGCGAAUUUCGUGAACAUCCAUUUUCGUUAGACGAAGCGUCUCUUAACAAUCAAACAAAGUUACUGGAAUUACCAACGGUACGUCAGAAACGACAUCUGCGACACUUACGACAUCGACGAAUACGCUAUCAUAAAAACCGUCAUUCGUUAAGUUUUCACGAUGACGAUGCCUUUAACAGCAGAUUUUUUGACAAUUUUUUAUCGUUAUAUACACAGUGA
This is a messenger RNA of Enterobius vermicularis (human pinworm), 1305 nucleotides long. The record is from the annotation of a GenBank genome assembly. Lineage: Eukaryota; Metazoa; Nematoda; Chromadorea; Rhabditida; Oxyuridae.